Molecule: messenger RNA, 2536 nt
Organism: Dermatophagoides pteronyssinus (European house dust mite)
Lineage: Eukaryota; Metazoa; Arthropoda; Arachnida; Sarcoptiformes; Pyroglyphidae
Product: gamma-1-syntrophin-like
Cellular component (GO): intracellular anatomical structure; dystrophin-associated glycoprotein complex
Molecular function (GO): structural molecule activity; protein binding
Source: RefSeq, a predicted model, not a curated record
AUGUUGAUAACCGUGAAUAUAUGAGUAUGUCGAAAUCUGAAUUGAAUAAAACGUUGGAUACAAAAAUUGAAAAACAACAACAACAAAAUGGAAAUACAUUUCGAAGAUUUCCAUUUCGUAGUCAAAGUUUACGUUUAAGUAAAAAAUCUAAAUCAUCAUCAAACAAUAAUAAACAAUCGCAACAAUUCAAUUCUUCAGAAGAUGGUAAUCAUCCACGAAAAUUUCUUCGACAACAAACAGUAAAUGGCAGAUUAUCAUCAACAACAUCUUUAAAUAAUCUUAUUUUGAGUAAAUUAUUGUUAAAAGAUCGUGAUCUUAUUAUCAUUUCAUCAUCAUCGAAUGGAAAUCAAAAUCUAUCAUCAUCAUCAUCGAAUGAAACUUACAAUAAACAAUCGUCGACACCAACAACAUUUUUCAAACGAUUAAGUCGCCAUCAAUCGAUAAAAUCGAUUCAACAACAACAACCACAACAAAAAAAUCGUUCCAAUUCGAUUAGCCAAAAUGCAUCAAGUUUAAAUUUUUUGGUUGGAAAUUUUCCACCACCACCGACAUUAUCGAAAACAACAACAGCAAAUCAUCAUUAUGAUGAUGAUGAAGGUGUUGUUACAUUUGAAGAAUCUGAAGAUGAUGAUGAUGAUGAUGAAGAUUAUCAUCCAGAUGAUAAUGACGAUGGUAGAUUGGAGAUAAAAUAUCAAAUUCCAGGACGUUAUCCACGAUUAGUUCGCCUGGUUCGUGAUUGUCAUCAACAACAACAACAACGUUUAGGUAUACAGAUUAUUGGUGGAUGUGAUUUUGGUAUACCGGUUAUUAUUGUUGGUCUACGACAGAAUUCUCCAGCACAAAAUUGUGGUAAAAUAUUUAUCGGUGAUCAAAUUUUAUCGGUUAAUGAUGUUCCUAUUAAUGAAAAUAAUACACAUAAUGAUACAUUAAGAUUAUUGGCUGAAUGUGGACCAAUCGUUUCAUUAUUAUUAAAACAUACUAAAUCGGUUAUGAAUUUCGAUCGAAAAUGGAAACAUUUGCAACAAAAUUUUGAUAAGAUUUUGUUAUCGAACAACCAUGAUGAAAAAAAUACUGAUGAUCUUGAUCUUGAAGCAAUAACCACCAUCAAACAUCGACAAAUGUCUUUGACAUUAAAAGAUGAUCAUCAUCUGAAUUCUUCAGUUGAAAAUUUUGACCACAAUGAUGAUGAUGAUAAUCAUAAUCGAUAUCGUAUCAAUCUUUUAGCAUCCACAAUAAGUCGUUUUGUAUCGUUUAGUGAUCGAAUACGUGAUUCGGGUUUUGAAAUUUUUUCACCAACAACAACAACCACGACGAGCAAUAAUGGUUCCAUUAUCAUCGAAUGCUUAAAUGAAGAUAUAUGUCGAAAAUGGUUUUCAUUGAUUAAAAAUACAAUUGAAAAUUUGCAAGAAAAUUUCAUACGAAAUUUCAAUAAACAUUUACCUCGAAAUGAACAUUUUCUUUAUAUGGGUUAUUGUUCGGAACGUCGAAUGAUUAUUGAAUCAUCAUCAUCAUCAUCGAUAUUUUCAUCAAAAUCUUCAUUAUUUUCAAAUUUUUUAUCACCAAAAUCUUCUACCAAUCAUCAUCAACAAUAUCGUUGGUUAUCCAGAUUUUUAAUCAUUAAAGGUGGAAAAAUUUUUCUUUUCAAAUGUCCACCAAUUGAAACAUUGCUAAAUUAUAAAAGAAAAUUUGAAAAUUUAUCAUUUCAACAACGAGAAAAACAAAGAAAAUAUCGUACAAAUAGUAAUGGUAGUAGUUUAGGUAGUGUUGGAUCAACAACAACAACGACAACAACAACAAGUGAUCAAAGUAAUUGUUCCAAUAACAACAACAACAACAAACCGAAACCACCAUCAAAUCGUUUGAUAAAAUUGAAUAAAUGUUUAGAAAAUGAAUUAGAUUUGCUGGCCAUCGAACAAUCAUGGCAUUGUUAUCAAUCAGAUUUUCGUUGUCAAUUGAAACGAAUCGAACCAAUCGAUAAUAGCAAUAACAAUAAACAAGAUUCAAGUUUUAUCAUCACUACAAAUGGUUUGGAAGCAAAAUAUUUUUCCACUGAAUGUUAUCGACAAUUAGAACGUUUGAAUAAUGCUUGGAAUUUAGCAAAUUAUUAUUCAGUUUUGAAAAAUGAGUGUAAAAUCUAUACCGUCGCAUUGGAACCGCUGAACAUAAUCGGAUCAUUUAAAAUUGAUUGGAAAAUGGGUUUUAGUUUUUAUGAUCCAAAACAUAAUGAAUUAAUUUGGUCAUAUCAAUUUUAUCAAUUAAAACAUUCAUCCGAUGAUGGUCAAGAAAUAUUAUCAUUAUCAUUUUUAAUUGAUUCGAAUGAUAAUCAUAAGAAUCAUCAUAAUGUUCAAAUUGUUCAACAUGUUAUACGUUGUAGUUGUUUGAAAACAAUCAUAUUUUCGAUUCAUUCAUUUUUAAGGGCUAAAGUAUUUAGUCUUUCGAUGUAAAAAAAUAACUUUUAAUUUAACAAAUUUAUUUUAUUAUUUUUUGUGAUAAUUUUGCAUUUUGAUCAUGUCGAUUCGAAUAAAAAAUUUUGAUU